This is a messenger RNA of Scaptodrosophila lebanonensis, 1741 nucleotides long. RefSeq names its product SHC-transforming protein 1 (gene Shc). The record is from RefSeq and is a predicted model, not a curated record. Gene Ontology annotation, molecular function: receptor tyrosine kinase binding. Gene Ontology annotation, cellular component: plasma membrane. Lineage: Eukaryota; Metazoa; Arthropoda; Insecta; Diptera; Drosophilidae. Gene Ontology annotation, biological process: intracellular signal transduction; cell surface receptor protein tyrosine kinase signaling pathway. The transcript has a single exon. The coding region runs from base 203 to 1501 and encodes 432 amino acids.
AAUUUUCAACCCAAUAAUAUUUGUGUGCCAUUUUACAUGUUUUUCGCAAAAAGACGAGUAAAUAGAAAUAUCGAUACCAGUCGCUUGGUAUCGUUUCAAUUACAAUUAGUCGUUCAACGCACAUCCCUAAUUAGUCAUAGCCAAUUUCCAUAUCCAUAUUGCUGCCCGAAAGGAGUGUAAAGAGCCAAGGACUCGGUGUACCAUGCCAAGGAAUGGCUGCGAUGCCUCCAAUGGCGCCUGCGGGGGCGCGGGAGGCGCAAACGCCACCAGCGACGGCUGCUAUUAUAAUGACGAUCUUAUUACGGAAAAGGGCGUUGCAUUCAAUGUGCGCUACACAGGCUGCGUAGAGGUGAAGACCUCGAUGAAAUCCUUGGACUUUGACACGCGCACGCUGCUCGCUCGUGAGUGCAUCAAUCGGGUGUGUGAGGCUGCCGGCCUGAAAUCCGCUACCAAACGGCGUUUGGACAAGAAAUUCCAUUCGUAUAUUGCGGAGCGGCCCUCAAUGGAAUCGGCCGGAACCAAUAUCAUUAUUAAUGUGUCGAGCCGGGCACUUACGCUAACGAACGUAGAGACGGGCGAAGUGAUUGCCAAUCACAAUAUGCCACGCAUUUCUUUCGCAUCCGGUGGUGACAACGAUACUCUCGACUUCCUAGCCUACAUAGCCAAGAACGAGGACGAGUGGCGUGCCUGUUAUGUGCUGGAAUGUGCAGGCGGCCAGAGCGAGGAUUUGAUUGUGACUAUUGGCAAGGCGUUCGUUCUGCGCUUCAAUGCUUUGCGGAUGACCGAAACGCCCGCUGCUGCUCCCAUCGAGCCGAGUCUUCAGAGCGCCUGUAAGGAGAAUGUUAAGGAUUAUUAUAACGAUUUACCUAACAAACUGCCACCGGAUAUACCCAUCGAUGAGAAAGUCGGGCAGCAGCUGCCUCUUCAUCAACACACUCCUCGAGUCGCUCAAUUGAAUUUAAAGAAACCUCGUGAUCGUCUGAGUAGCAAUCUGAUCGAUUUGAACUCCCCGCCUCCCGAUCAAACCACCAAUAAACUGGCACUUGGAAAUUUUGAUCCACUCCAGGCCAACUCGAACACAGGAGGAGCUCAAUCAUCCUCCUCCUCAUCGUCCGCUGUGCCAGUGCGUGAUGUAUUUGAUGUACCGCAUUGCCCUCUUACGGCUGCAGUGCAGCGUUCGCAACUCAUGACCGAAAACUGGUUCCAUGCGGCCAUCUCACGACCCAUUUCUGAGCGACUGUUGCAGCAUGAUGGGGACUUCUUGGUGCGUGAGUCCCAGGGAAAGAAGGGGCAGUAUGUGCUCACCGGACUUGAAGGAAAGACGCCAAAGCAUUUGUUGCUCAUCGAUCCCGAGGGCGUGGUGCGUACCAAAGAUCGCAUUUUCGACAGCAUCAGCCAUCUGAUCAAUUACCAUUGGGCGCACGCGCUUCCAAUCAUAUCAGAGGACUCGGAGCUGGUGUUGCGAAAUCCGGUGCGUCGACAGACUCCCCCGGACAACUAAUAUACGAGUACACACAUCUACACAAAUAUACAUACAAUUUUUGCAUACAUACCUACAUAUAUACAAACAUAUAUCCGUGUACACACUUAGAUUUAGGUGCACUUUAGAGAAUAUCUUUUAUAUAUCGUCUAUCAUUGUAUAAACAAACAAACAAACGAACAAACCCAUUUAUUUAUGGAUUGAAUGUGUAUAUUUACAUAUGUGCAUGUCUACAGUAUUUUUCAUUAAAAUGAAAAUAAA